GGCGGCGGAGGAGAGGUGAGAUCGGGAGGCGCAGGCGGCGGAGGGGAGAGAGGGAGAGAGAGUUGAAGGGGAAGCCCUUCAGGUCCGCAGGUAAUGGCGACAAGGUAUCUGAUACUGUCCCUACCUACGGGCGAGGAGGAUGCUGGUGCCUCAAAGUAUGCAGACUCUUUUUGGGAUGAAUUGCACAGAUCCCUGUCAGGCUUGCACGUACCACUCUACAGGCUCAACGUUCCAAAAUUCCGAAGAACUACACUUCAUGUUCUGGAUGGCGUCGCAGACAGCCUUACCAAUUUAAAUGCAGAAGUACAAGACCUCUGCAAUACCAUCCAUCAGUAUAUCAUGGAGAUUGGGAGUGUCUCCGCAUCAAAACAAAAGAGUACUGCAGUCACAAUCGGUGGUCUCUCCGUGGAUGAUUAUAUAUCAAUGUUUCUAUGGGAUGAGAAAAAAUAUUGUCUGGAGUCGCCUAUCAAGGAUUUAGUCUCUAUCAUCAAUUCUGAGAUUUCCAAUGUGAAAAGUGAUAUGAAGGUAAAGAGGGCAAAGUAUGAUGAUGUUCAAAGGAAGCUUCGUGCGGUUAACAGAAAACAAGGUGUUGUAAGCCUUAAAGAGAUUGACUUUUACGGCUUCCUGCAACCAGAAGAUAUGGUGUUCUCUGAACAUCUUGUAACACUUUUGGUGAUUGUACCAAUAACAUCCCAGAAGGAAUGGUUAUCAACCUAUGAGUUCCUUGAUCCUUUGGUGGUACCACGAUCAACUAAAAAGAUUUAUGAGGACCAGGAAUCUGCUCUAUACACAAUUACACUAUUUGCUAAGGCUGUUCCAAAUUUCAAGGAUCGUGCAUGGAAGAAACAUUUUCAGGUUAGCGACUUUAUGUUUAGCCCCGAGGCAUACGAAAGAAGAAAGCAAGGGAUCCAGGAGUUAGUUCAUGACCAGGAAGUUACAAAGGCCUCUCUUUUGCAGUGGCUAUAUGGAAGCUACAGCGAGGUUUUUUCCCGCUGGAUGCAUGUCGUUACUAUGCUUGUCUUUUCUGAGAGUCGUCUCCGGUAUGGCCCUCAUGCUGGAUUCCUUUCAGUGGUUCUUGUUCCAUCUAUGGACAAUGAGGGGAAAAUUAGGAACGCCUUGGAGGAAUUGACUGGUGGUGGAAAGAGUUACUGGAAUUCUGCAGAUUCAGAAGAUGCGUUUGCUCUUAUGGGACUGGUUGGUCAAACCGACCCAUAUCACUAUGUUUCAUUCAGCAUCAAGGUUGUCUGAGGAUGGGGUGCGCGUGGAGAUGAAAAGUGCUUAAAAACCAGAGGCUGUGUUCACAGAGGAUUGAAAAUCGAAGUUGUUUCAUCAUCAAACCAAAACAAGUUUAGAGGAACGAUAUCUGAAUAAAUUCUUCAGCGAUGGUACUGCUUAUGUCAAGCUUGUCCGGCAAAGAUGCUCUGUGUAGCCGGUGUGUUCCUCAUGUUGAGAGUGAAAAAUGUUCCUUUCCAAAUCUUGAACAUACAGUGGUGCUUCAUUGUCGAUUUAUUGACAACUUGAGAUGCAACUUUUUAGUUCCAUCCGUACUUUUUUUCCUUAUUUGUCUGGGAAUUUUCAUGCAAAGAAUUUAAGUUCCUGCCGCUUACCAGUUCUUGGUGCAUGUAAUUUUGCUGAUGGAAUCACCA
This is a messenger RNA of Triticum dicoccoides, 1646 nucleotides long. Its product is annotated as V-type proton ATPase subunit C-like. The transcript has 13 exons. NCBI's taxonomy places the organism in Eukaryota, Viridiplantae, Streptophyta, Magnoliopsida, Poales, Poaceae. The coding region runs from base 94 to 1248 and encodes 384 amino acids. Gene Ontology annotation, molecular function: proton-transporting ATPase activity, rotational mechanism. Gene Ontology annotation, cellular component: vacuolar proton-transporting V-type ATPase, V1 domain. Gene Ontology annotation, biological process: proton transmembrane transport. The record is from RefSeq and is a predicted model, not a curated record.